AUGCUGGUCUUCUUCUUAGGCCUAACAUUUGCGAAAGAUGCUUGCGUUUCCGGGUCUGCAGAAUGUGUUGCAAACACCUUGAGAGUGUGCGGAAUAAAGAAUCAGUGGAUAUACGUUGACUGUCCCUCCGGGACGGAGUGUGCAGUAAAAGGCAGUGAGAUAUCUUGUGUUCCGAAUGGUGGAAAGGGAGAAUUAGAGUCCCAUGACAAGAAGAAGCCUAAGAAGAGGGAUGAAUCUGAGGCUUCUCAAAGCCUUGAGGAAAAGCAAGAUUCAGGUGAUGAUCUCGGUGAAAGCCCUGAAGAUAAUAGACAAUCUGAAGACGAUAAGCCAGAAGAGCCCAAUGAAGAACAAAAGAAGAAGGUCCAUGGGAAGAAGGGGGACGAAGAUCAAGAAGGGAAGAAAAAGACAAAAAAAGAAAAAGACAGUGAUGAGAAAACCAAGGACAAGCAUUUGGGCUUAGGAGAAGAUAAAAAGAAAAACACAAAGGGAAAUAAGAAAAAGGAACCUAAGGUUGUAACCAAAACAGUAAGUGUCUUGAAGAAGGAGACCACUACUACUGUCACUGUAUUGAAGACAGUUGUUCAAAAGCAACAGCCUACAGAGAUAAAAUUGGAAUACACAUCAAGUGACAUUGAAUCGAAAGUUAAGCCUGUUGGCUCUUCAUCACCAGGACAAGGACAAGCUUUGCAGGGCUCAAGUAGAAAUGUUUCAAAGGCAGGGCACCCUACUUCUCUCCCUGGUAUCGAGAGCAUGGGAGGAGCCAGUUCACCAGGGAAAGCGGGGCAAGGUGCAACACCGGCAGCACCAUCUUCGUCAGGCAGUCCCUCCUCAGGAAAGGGUACAUCGGUAGGAAGUAGCUCUUCGUCAGCCCCUUCUUCGCCAACAAGCAACAAGUCUUCUUCCGCACCUUCAUCUCAAGGCAGCACACCAGAGUCACAGGGAAAGGCACAAACAGCUGGUGGAGGCACUGGAGGAGCUACCCCUUCUACAGGUUCGCAGGGAGGAAAGGGAGCAGAAAGUGGUAAAUCGUCAGGAGGGUCGGCAGGAAAGACUACUGGUGGAACUAGUUCUUCUGCAGGUUCGCAGGAGAAAAAAGAAACUGGAGGAAGUGCUGGGGGGUCUACUCAAGCUUCGGGAGGAUCCCAAGGGCAGAAAGAAUCAGAAGGUAGUAAACAACCAGAGGGAGGUGCAGGGGGAACUAGUCCUUCUACAGAGUCCCAGGGAGGAAAGAAAACAGAAAGUGGAAAAUCAUCUUCUUCAGAAGGAAAAGGAGGUUCACUUCUCUCGGCCGAUAAGCUGACUAAGGUAAUGACGAAUUUGGGAUACUCUCCCAAUUCAGAAUAUAUCGAUGCAGUCGUCCUUGGAGUGAACGAGAGAUUUUCGGACCUUAAUCAGGCUGUAAUGUUCGUGGCUCAAUGUGCUCAUGAGUCUGGAGGAUAUCAAUAUAUUGAGGAAAUAGCGUGUGCUGGAGGAACGGGAUGUGCAGGGCAGUAUGGAACAGGAGCCCCCGGGAAGUCCUAUCACGGAAGAGGAUUCAUACAACUCUCAUGGCCUGAAAACUACAAGGCUGCAGGAGAAGCCCUGGGUCGGGGAGAUGAGCUCUAUAAUAACCCCGAGAAAGUUGUAGAGAACCCAAGUCUUGCAGUAGAUGUGUCGAUAUUCUACUGGGAGUCGAGGGUUGCAGAUGCUCCUGGAGUGAAGGAAAACCAUUUUGGAGCCACUACAAAGGCAAUUAAUGGAGCGCUGGAGUGCACGGGGUCUAAUAUUGAUAAGAGCAAGAAAAGGUAUGAGAUAUACACUGCUCUUGUUGAAGAAUUUGGCGUUAGCAAUCCUGCCGAUGAAAGCGGAUGUUACAGUUAG
Molecule: messenger RNA, 1860 nt
Organism: Encephalitozoon intestinalis ATCC 50506
Lineage: Eukaryota; Fungi; Microsporidia; Unikaryonidae
Product: endochitinase
Exons: 1
Coding region: 1-1860 (619 amino acids)
Biological process (GO): chitin catabolic process; cell wall macromolecule catabolic process
Molecular function (GO): chitinase activity
Source: RefSeq, a predicted model, not a curated record